Molecule: messenger RNA, 1281 nt
Organism: Arvicola amphibius (Eurasian water vole)
Lineage: Eukaryota; Metazoa; Chordata; Mammalia; Rodentia; Cricetidae
Gene: Kcnk2
Product: potassium two pore domain channel subfamily K member 2
Exons: 7
Coding region: 1-1281 (426 amino acids)
Biological process (GO): stabilization of membrane potential; potassium ion transmembrane transport
Cellular component (GO): membrane
Molecular function (GO): outward rectifier potassium channel activity; potassium ion leak channel activity
Source: RefSeq, a predicted model, not a curated record
AUGCUUGCCAGCGCCUCGCGGGAGAGACCCGGCUAUACCGCAGGAGUGGCGGCCCCUGACUUGCUGGAUCCCAAGUCUGCCGCUCAGAACUCCAAACCGAGGCUCUCCUUCUCCGCCAAACCCACCGUGCUUGCUUCCCGCGUGGAGAGUGACACGGCCAUUAAUGUUAUGAAAUGGAAGACGGUCUCCACGAUAUUCCUGGUGGUUGUCCUCUACCUGAUCAUUGGAGCCACUGUGUUCAAGGCGCUCGAGCAGCCUCAGGAGAUGUCCCAGAGGACCACCAUCGUGAUCCAGAAACAGACCUUCAUAACCCAGCAUGCCUGCGUCAACGCCACCGAACUGGACGAGCUCAUCCAGCAAAUAGUGGCAGCAAUAAAUGCAGGGAUUAUCCCCUUAGGAAACAGCUCCAAUCAAGUUAGUCACUGGGACCUCGGAAGCUCUUUCUUCUUUGCUGGUACAGUUAUCACAACCAUAGGAUUUGGAAACAUCUCCCCACGAACUGAAGGUGGAAAAAUAUUCUGUAUCAUUUAUGCCUUGCUGGGAAUUCCCCUCUUCGGCUUUCUGUUGGCUGGGGUUGGCGAUCAGCUUGGGACCAUAUUUGGAAAAGGAAUUGCCAAAGUGGAAGACACAUUUAUUAAAUGGAACGUUAGCCAGACGAAGAUCCGCAUCAUUUCCACCAUCAUCUUCAUCCUCUUCGGCUGUGUCCUCUUCGUGGCCCUCCCUGCGGUCAUAUUCAAGCACAUAGAAGGCUGGAGCGCCCUGGAUGCUAUCUAUUUUGUGGUUAUCACCCUGACGACCAUUGGAUUCGGUGACUACGUAGCAGGUGGCUCGGACAUCGAGUAUCUAGACUUCUACAAGCCUGUGGUGUGGUUCUGGAUCCUCGUUGGGCUCGCCUACUUUGCUGCCGUCCUGAGCAUGAUCGGAGACUGGCUGCGGGUGAUAUCAAAGAAGACGAAGGAAGAGGUGGGAGAGUUCAGAGCCCAUGCCGCCGAGUGGACAGCCAACGUCACAGCCGAGUUCAAGGAGACAAGGAGGCGGCUGAGCGUGGAGAUCUAUGACAAGUUCCAGCGCGCCACAUCCGUGAAACGGAAGCUCUCCGCAGAGCUGGCGGGGAAUCACAGCCAGGAACUGACUCCUUGUAGGAGGACCCUGUCCGUGAACCACCUGACCAGCGAGAGGGAAGUCUUGCCUCCCUUGCUGAAGGCUGAGAGCAUCUAUCUGAACGGCCUGACCCCUCAGUGUGCCGGUGAAGAGAUAGCUGUCAUUGAGAACAUGAAGUAG